Molecule: messenger RNA, 1547 nt
Organism: Cygnus olor (mute swan)
Lineage: Eukaryota; Metazoa; Chordata; Aves; Anseriformes; Anatidae
Gene: ANXA2
Product: annexin A2
Exons: 13
Coding region: 162-1229 (355 amino acids)
Cellular component (GO): cytoplasm
Molecular function (GO): cytoskeletal protein binding; calcium ion binding; calcium-dependent phospholipid binding
Source: RefSeq, a predicted model, not a curated record
GUAUUUUUUUUUUUCCUCAAAGACAGGAAGAAUGUAUAGUAUUUCCAUGGUCAGGAUCACCAGGCCUUGGUAUUAGAGGAUGUUUGUUGCUUGCCAGAAGUAUUGAUGUCUUUUCUGCCGUUCAUACCUGUUAGAUUCCCCAGCUGGUACAAGUGCCUUUGAUGUCAGUAGACCUACGUAAGCAAAGAUCAGUUGAGCAUUCUUUCACGAUGUCUACUGUCCAUGAAAUUUUAAGCAAGCUCAGCCUUGAAGGAGAUCAUUCUCUCCCUCCAAGUGCAUAUGCCACAGUUAAAGCAUACUCAAACUUUGAUGCUGACCGGGAUGCUGCAGCCCUGGAAGCAGCCAUCAAGACCAAAGGUGUGGAUGAGGUCACCAUCAUCAACAUCCUGACAAACCGCAGCAAUGAACAGAGGCAGGAUAUUGCUUUUGCCUAUCAGAGGAGAACAAAAAAGGAACUUUCAGCAGCACUCAAGUCUGCUCUGUCAGGUCACUUAGAGGCAGUGAUCUUGGGCUUGCUGAAGACACCAUCACAGUACGAUGCAUCUGAACUGAAAGCUGCCAUGAAGGGUCUGGGAACUGAUGAAGACACUCUCAUUGAAAUCAUCUGCUCACGGACAAAUCAGGAGCUUAGUGAAAUUAAUAGAGUCUACAGAGAAAUGUACAAGACAGAACUGGAAAAGGACAUUAUAUCAGACACAUCUGGUGACUUCCGCAAGCUGAUGGUUGCCCUGGCCAAGGGCAAAAGAUGUGAAGAUACUUCUGUGAUCGACUAUGAACUGAUUGACCAAGAUGCUAGGGAACUCUAUGAUGCUGGUGUGAAGAGGAAGGGAACUGAUGUGCCCAAAUGGAUCAACAUUAUGACUGAAAGGAGUGUUCCACACCUGCAAAAAGUGUUUGAGAGGUACAAGAGCUACAGUCCAUAUGAUAUGUUGGAGAGCAUCAAGAAGGAGGUUAAGGGAGAUCUGGAGAAUGCCUUCCUUAAUCUUGUCCAAUGCAUUCAGAACAAGCAGCUGUAUUUUGCGGACAGGCUGUAUGAUUCCAUGAAGGGCAAGGGAACCCGUGACAAGGUCCUGAUCAGGAUUAUGGUCUCACGCUGUGAGGUUGACAUGCUGAAAAUUAAGAGUGAAUUCAAGAGGAAAUAUGGAAAAUCCCUCUAUUAUUUCAUCCAGCAAGACACAAAAGGUGAUUACCAGAGGGCACUGCUGAACCUGUGUGGUGGAGAGGACUGAAAACUGUGAUGGAAGGAAUCCAAAUCAAGACAUGCUUUUUCUGCUCUUCCUAUUACUGUAACCCUAGGAAAAAAUGACUUGCCUGGCUAACCUUGACUUGCCUUUCUAUCUGCAAGACCACUGUUAUAGUAUGCUUUCCAAGUGCUGUUUGCACUUCUCUCAGCAGCAGUGCUCUGCUUGGUUCUGCCAAAGUCCUUAACAGCAUAAAGCCACACAAACUAACGUUCCAGAGAUAAGAGGUUGAAAGUGCUUCUGAAAGACUGCCUCUUUGUGCAAUGUUUCUAAUAAAACUUAAAUAAAACUGAAGUUUUACUUUAA